UUGGCUUUAUCGGCGAUAGUCAACAGGUAGAGUGCCGCGAUCGCAGCUCAUCAGUCUCAAUUCAGGUGUUAUGCAGUGUAUCUGGCAAAAUGACUGCCUCUCCUAGUAGUAGUCAUCUGGCCUCAAAUAGUGCAAUCUGAGAGAUACCCUCCCGAAAAUGCAGUGAUCGUGGUAAUUGAGUCCUCUGGCCAAGAUCAACGCUAAUCGACUAUCUGCAAAGUUUAAUUGCGUCCGCGGUUGAGUUGAUACCGAAGCAGUGAUAGUGUCCGAUGCAAUUACCUGCGGUGCACCGAGCGUGUAAUCAAUUUAACUGGUACUAUCGCCCCGAAUGAUAUAUUCAUAGAUUCAUCUUGAAUUUUUGAGGAAAAUAAUUAAUAUUAAUAAAGCGAUAGUAAAUCUUCAUUGAAAGUGAAAAGCGCUUGUUAUAUAUGUGAAGUUUUCUCUCCAAAAAAUGCUUUAAUAAAAUUCCAGUUUCAUUGUUUUUUGUUUUGACCAGUAAUUUUGCCUCCACCAAGACCCGGAGUCAUUGUGAACUUUGUUAGUGACAAAAUUUUUACAAAAAUCGUAAAAAGAAAGAAAUUCAUAAUUAGUGCAAGGCCAGCCGAGAUACCCCUCGAGUGACUUGAGAAAGUCCGCGGAUUUUAAGAUAUAAUUAAACUUAUAACACCUAUCGUGGUGGCAGCGAGAGGUCUAUUCGAAAUCGAGGUAAACCGUGUAUGCAUUGCUGCUAACCAAUUAACUGUGAGCGUGGCUAAGUGCUAGCCAAUCUAUCUAAUUCGAAUGCCACUCACCGCCAGAUACAAUUCAGACAAACUCGCGCCUGAUAUUUAUGCGACGCUAAGGAAAAUGCAGAAAUUCAUGGUGGUCAAGAAGUAUAAUGUGGAGCGACCGGAAAUUCAACCCGAGCCCGCCAAGGUCAAGAUGAGUGGCUACUUGAAGAAGAAACGAAGCAAAAUGGGUGGUUGGCGUAAAAUGUGGUUCGUUCUUCAAAAUCAUCUUCUGCUUUCUUACCCAACGAAAGAGGAAUAUGAUAAAGGCCUAGGAACCUUCAAGGAUGUUCUCAAUUUAGUCCCUGGGACCCAAGUUCGACCAUUGGGCGGAUUUCGAUUUACCAUAGAAACAACAACUAAUACAAUUUAUACUUUCCGUUGUGAUGACAGCAAAACUUGUACGGGGUGGAUUACUGCAUUAUUGGAAAGUCUCUCAAUCAAACCUGAGCCAAAACCGAAGGAAACUAUUGUUGAAAAAAUUCCAAAAUUCCAUACCUCCUUGAAUGAUAUCAGUGAAGUUGAACCGAAGGAAGUAGUGCGAACGAGUACAAGUUGUGAGUCAAUUUACCAAAUUAAGAACGACACCUUGAACCCAAAGUCACCCAAAAUUCCGAUCGCCCAAAAUACGGCCAGAAUAUUGGAGAGAAACGGAGUGCCAACAAAAAAGAUGAGUAAAUUGCAGCAAAUCGACGAAGAAGUCGAGAGUCCCAAAAGAGCCCGGAACUUCCGCCUGCAUGAGCGUAGCCAUUCAGUGAAUCAGUCCGACGAGGUGUCCCGGAUCAAUCAAAUGUUCCGCAGGAGCAUCUCGACAUCAGUGUUGAAUCGUCGUCCUGAAUCGAGUUCACGAAGUGGCGGUAGUCAGAGCAGUUCGUCGGCAUCGAGUCCUUUUGAGGAGCCUUCGGCUCGUAGUAAACUGAUCUCGAAUGUGCUCCUUGUGAAGCAGUUACAGCAACAUUAUAAACGUAUGAAAUCCGUGAACGACGCGACUACAACGACCACGGCAAGUAGUGAGAACAAUAGUGUGAACAGUGAAAGGAAGUACAAGUGCAAGCGGUGCUGCAACAAAGGACACAAGCGUGACCAUAAUCAGAACAACAUGAUAGCGGAUUGCGAUAGGACACUUGAAAACGAUGUGCAACGACUUUCACUCAACGAUAAAAGUGCCUAUGACUCGACGACAAUGCACAAUGGAGAGAACGAUGCCAUGAAGGAUCUUCCGACGUCAUCGCCACGACGUAGACGACGACAAUGUCCCAAUCAUUCACCUUUUCAUCAUCAGCAUCACCAUUGCCGUCAUCAUUACCAUGGAGUCGAUGACGGUGGUUUCGAUCCUGAUACUGGAGUCGACGCCGACAACGAAGAUGCCGAUGGGGAUGGUAUGUUCGUUGCCAAUAGUGAUGGCCGGGAUAUAAUGAUGAGUGGAACCCCACGCCUGUCAUUAUCCUCCGACAAUGUAAAUAGGCUUGAACCCAUUUAUGCAGUUGUUGACCUUAAGAACAAGUAUGCCCAUCGGGCGAAAAUGCGCCAACUCGAGGAACAAAUGGAGCGGGAACGGCCCAAAAGUGUUCAUGUUGUCUCCAGUGACUAUGAAGAGGUCCUGAAUUUCUCUCAUGAAUCCGAGGAGGAGGACGAUGACAGUGAGAACAUAUACGAGCCGAUUAACAUUCCAGAAACGAUUCAACAACGUCAAACCCUAUGGAGGUAUUUUCCAAAAUUUAAUAUCGAAGCAUUGAUGGAGAUGGCGAAAACUCGGAAAAAGGUAGCACCAGGACCAGAGCAGUUCCGGACUCAUAAUCAUCUUUACAAUGCACUCGGCAAUCCGCAGCUCACUCAACCGUCGCAACCUCAUCACCCCAGUCAUCAUCAAUCGGCAUUUUCUGAUAUUCGAAAAAAGUUUGGAUACCAUCGUAAAUCCAUUAAAAACCGCAUGAAGAGGUUCUACUGGAAGGAUACAUCCUCAACUUCCACUAAUGAUCAAUCAAACGGACAGCGCAGUAACUUUUUACCCCGUAGAACCAAUGAGAGGAACGCCUACAGUGACGACGAACUGGACAGCCAAGGAGCUACCAUUUCCAACUCAGAAACAUCCGAGGGAAGCCUAAAACUCCAUUGCGACCCCAACAUCGAGAAAGGCGACCACGCCCAGGAGAACAGAAGCCGUCCUGCCAACGAUAGAACUUGUAGUCACAAACCGACCGCUUCCUUCGUCCUCAAUGAAAUUGAAAAAUACCGGCGGGGGGAGCGACACUUUUUCGGAAGUUUGUCACGCCUGAAGAAAACCCGGACUUCCUUGUGUCUUGAUGAUGACACGAAUUCCAAUAAAAAGAAGUUUUUCGCAUUGGCCGCACCGAAAAGCUCACCAUGUUUCCACCAUGAGCUGAGAAACGAAUUAUCACGAAGAAAUGGAGCAAAAAUUGACUCUUAAGGAGGGGGUCAGGAGCGAAUAAUUAGAAUUUUCUAGUACGGUAAAACCAUAGUUUGUAGCCGACAUUUACUGGUUUUUUAAAGUAGACAUUUUUGACUUUGCGAUUGCAAUGCAGAAAUUUUGUGUGCCAUAGAAAAGGAAAAUCUGUCAACUCGUCUUUUAAAUGCAAAUUCAAUCUAUUCAGAGAUAAUCUUGUUAUUUAUUGUGUGAUUUAUGUACCAAAUAACUGAUGAAUUUAUAAUAAAAAUUUACAAUAUGUAGA
This is a messenger RNA of Hermetia illucens (black soldier fly), 3457 nucleotides long. RefSeq lists its product as uncharacterized. Lineage: Eukaryota; Metazoa; Arthropoda; Insecta; Diptera; Stratiomyidae. The coding region runs from base 781 to 3195 and encodes 804 amino acids. The record is from RefSeq and is a predicted model, not a curated record. The transcript has 9 exons.